Molecule: messenger RNA, 1170 nt
Organism: Odobenus rosmarus divergens (Pacific walrus)
Lineage: Eukaryota; Metazoa; Chordata; Mammalia; Carnivora; Odobenidae
Gene: CUNH2orf69
Product: chromosome unknown open reading frame, human C2orf69
Exons: 2
Coding region: 1-1170 (389 amino acids)
Cellular component (GO): mitochondrion
Source: RefSeq, a predicted model, not a curated record
AUGUGGGAGUUCAGGCUCCUGCGGUCGCCGCCGCCGCUGCUGCUCUUCCUGCCGCAGCUCAGCCUCGGAAUCGCCGCGUCCCGCUCGCAGGCCGAAACCAUGAACCGGGGCGGCGGCAGCGGUGCGCGAUGCUCCCCCUUGGCGGAGGGGCGCCGGCCGCAGUGCCUGCAGCUGUCCACGGUGCCGGGAGCUGACCCGCAGCGCAGCAACGAGUUGCUCCUGCUGGUGGCGGAGACGGCGGGGGAGGGACCGGAACGGCGGGCCCUCUCUGGGGACCCGGCGAAGGAGGAACCGCAGUCAGCGCCCCAGCAUCACGUUCUCUAUUUCCCUGGGGAUGUGCAGAAUUACCAUGAAAUUAUGACUCGUCAUCCUGAGAAUUAUCAGUGGGAAAACUGGAGUCUAGAAAAUGUUGCCACCAUUUUAGCUCACCGGUUCCCCAAUAGUUAUAUUUGGGUGAUAAAGUGUUCCCGAAUGCAUUUGCACAAAUUCAGCUGCUAUGACAAUUUUGUGAAAAGUAAUAUGUUUGGGGCUCCAGAACACAAUACUGACUUUGGAGCUUUUAAGCACCUUUAUAUGUUAUUAGUUAAUGCUUUUAACUUAAGUCAGAACAGUUUGUUAUCAAAGAAGAAUGUGAAAGAUUUGAAUAAGGACUCCAAAGCAUCUAAUUGUAGAUCCAGUUCUUCUCACACUACUAAUGGUUGCCAGGGAGAAAAAGAGAGGACCUGUGAAAAAUUUGGUGAGUCCACCAUGAGUUUUUACCCACCAUCACUGAAUGGUGCUUCUUUUACUUUGAUUGGAUUCAGUAAAGGUUGUGUUGUUUUGAAUCAAUUGCUUUUUGAAUUAAAAGAAGCCAAGAAAGACAAGAACAUAGAUGCUUUUAUCAAAAGCAUAAGAACAAUGUACUGGCUGGAUGGCGGUCAUUCUGGAGGAAGCAAUACUUGGGUUACUUAUCCAGAGGUCUUGAAAGAAUUUGCACAAACAGGGAUUAUUGUUCAUACCCAUGUAACACCUUACCAAGUAUGUGAUCCAAUGAGAUCUUGGAUUGGAAAGGAGCACAAGAAAUUUGUUCAGAUUCUUGGAGAUUUUGGUAUGCAGGUGACUAGCCAAAUUCAUUUUGCAAAGGAAGCUCCUUCCAUAGAGAAUCACUUCAGGGUUCAUGAAGUAUUUUGA